Photinus pyralis (common eastern firefly) is the source of this 1815-nucleotide messenger RNA. RefSeq lists its product as uncharacterized. NCBI's taxonomy places the organism in Eukaryota, Metazoa, Arthropoda, Insecta, Coleoptera, Lampyridae. The record is from RefSeq and is a predicted model, not a curated record. Bases 1 to 1815 code for a protein of 604 amino acids. The transcript has 5 exons.
AUGGGUAAACAUAUUGAACAACGACAUGACAGCCUUCCUGACAAGCAAGAAGAGAUUCAGAUUCUUCAAACCAAUGAAGAUACGCAAUCGUGCAGGUCAAGGAAAUCAUCUAGUAAAAGCAACUGUUUCGUAAGACAACAACUCAAGAUUGACGCCGAGAUAAAGAAGCGGAAACUGGCGCAAGAGAUUGUGGAUUUAGAAUUGGCGAUGCAGGUCUCCAAGUUAGAACAAGAAGAGGUCGACGGGAAUUCUGAAUCAAUUAUUCCUAUUACAAUUAAUACAAAUGGAAAUUAUGUACAUACUCAUGCUUUACUGGAUGAUGCAUCCACAGUUACACUCAUAGAUCAAGACUUAGCUGAUGAACUUCAUAUGGAUGGACCUCAACGUACACUCACCAUUCAGUGGACAAAUAAUCAAGUUCGUCAACAAGACGAUUCAAGAAUAUUCAGAAAUGAUGGAAAGAUUUCUUACUUAGGUAAUGGGGUUUUGUCUAUGACAAAUGCAAAACCUAAGGUGCUAAUCGGACAGGACAAUUGGCCCCUACUAGUUAACAAAAGGAUUAUUUCUGGACCUUGGAAUGGCCCUGCCUUAAGCAAGACACUGCUGGGAUGGGUACUUCAUGGAAAUGUAAGCCAGACUGCUAACACAUUUUCAAACAAGCAUACCACUAGUCACGUAUGUCACAUGAGUAGUGAAGAUAAGGACGACUUGGAUGUUUUACAUGACUUAGUUAAACAACAAUGGCAAAUAGACUCGUCUGGAGUAUAUAAGCUUGAAAAAGCAAUGUCCAAAGAAGACAUGGUCGCUCAGUCUAUAAUGGAUAGAACCAUGACAAGAUCAGGAGGAAGAAUUGAAACCGGACUCCUCUGGAAAGAUGAAAAUGUAGUACUUCCCGAAAGCAAGAAAAAUGCGAUGAGAAGACUUAUUUGCACUGAAAGAAAAAUGGACAAAAAUGAAGAGUAUGGCAGAAGAUAUUGUCAGAAAUUCGAUGAACUGGUGAAAAAGAAGUAUAUACGAAAAUUGAACAACAGCGAGAUAUGUGGAGAUCAAUUCAAAGUCUGGUAUUUACCUCAUUUUGGUAUAAUUAAUCCAAAUAAGCCUGAUAAAUUACGCAUUGUUUUCGAUGCUUCUGCCAAGAGUAAUGUAUAUGCGUUCACAGCUGACAUUAAAGAGAUGUUUUUACAAGUUCGCGUUAAGAAAGACGACUGUAGUGCACAACGCGUCCUUUUCAGAGAGAUGGAUAGAACGAGAGAACCUGACGUUUAUGAAAUCGAAGUUGUUUUCUUUGGAUCGACUUGUGGUCCUUGCUUAGCUCAGGAAGCUAAGAAUAAGAAUGCACAAGAGUUUAAACUGACUCAUCCAGAUGCUGUUCACGACAUUAUAGAGAAGCAUUACAUGGAUGACUAUUUGGGUGGAGCAGACACAAUUGAAGCAGCCCAUAAAUUAAUUGCAGAUGUGAUUUAUAUACACACACAACCUUGGACUGUGACUACUGACAAUCGAGAUCUUAAUCUUAUGAACAGUUGGAGGUCAGCUCAGCGUUUGGCAGACUUCUUUUGGAAGCGAUGGCUUGAUGACUAUUUACCAACAAUUAUUAAACGGUCCAAAUGGUAUCAAGAACAGAAGAAUAUCAAAGUUGAUGACAUUGUUAUAAUUGUUGAUCCAAAUGGAACAAGAAAUGAUUGGCGAAAAGCAAGAGUAGUUAAAACGUAUCCUGCCAAAGAUGGUAGAAUUCGUAUAGUUGACGUCAAGGAUGGGAAUGGAAAGGUAUACCGAAGAGCGCUGUCCAAACUCAUUGUACUUGAUCUUCAGUAG